Diospyros lotus (date-plum) is the source of this 414-nucleotide messenger RNA. RefSeq lists its product as uncharacterized. Bases 1 to 414 code for a protein of 137 amino acids. Lineage: Eukaryota; Viridiplantae; Streptophyta; Magnoliopsida; Ericales; Ebenaceae. The transcript is spliced from 2 exons. The record is from RefSeq and is a predicted model, not a curated record.
AUGGUAACUCGCAGCAACAAGAAAAAGGGCAAGUUAGGUCCUAGGUAUAUAGGACCAUAUGAUAUAGUGGAAAGAAUUGGACCAGUUGCUUACCGACUUGUCCUACCCCUGGCUCUAUCAAACCUUCACGAUGUAUUUCAUGUAUCACAACUUCGAAAGCAUGAGCCAGAUCCCUCCCAGGUAAUGCCAGUUGAAGCUAUUGAGAUUCAAGAAAAUCUUUCGUACGUUGAGAAACCGGUCAGCAUUUUGGAUCGUAGGGAUCAAGUCCUAAGGAACAAGUCAAUUUUCCUGGUGCAAGUUUUGUGGAGAAACCCGCGACAGUGGCUGAACGACAACGACGACAGUGGUUGGGCGGUGACGGUGGCUGUGGCUAAACUUGUUGGGCAACUAGAGACCCACUGCCUGUUUAUUUGA